This is a messenger RNA of Lacerta agilis (Sand lizard), 2161 nucleotides long. RefSeq names its product GATA binding protein 2 (gene GATA2). Gene Ontology annotation, molecular function: RNA polymerase II cis-regulatory region sequence-specific DNA binding; DNA-binding transcription factor activity, RNA polymerase II-specific; zinc ion binding. Bases 73 to 1524 code for a protein of 483 amino acids. Gene Ontology annotation, biological process: positive regulation of miRNA transcription; negative regulation of transcription by RNA polymerase II; cell fate commitment. The record is from RefSeq and is a predicted model, not a curated record. NCBI's taxonomy places the organism in Eukaryota, Metazoa, Chordata, Lepidosauria, Squamata, Lacertidae. Gene Ontology annotation, cellular component: nucleus. The transcript has 5 exons.
CAACUCUAAACCAAAACGGUUUUGGGUUGGAGGGAGGGUUUUAGGGGGGGAGUGGGGGAGAAGCCCACAGGAAUGGAGGUAGCCACGGACCAGCCGCGCUGGAUGGCCCAUCACGCCGUACUGAACGGGCAGCACCCGGAGACCCAUCACCCGGGACUGGCUCAUAACUAUAUGGAACCAGCGCAGCUCCUACCUCCGGACGAAGUGGAUGUCUUCUUCAAUCAUCUGGACUCCCAAGGCAACCCGUACUAUGCCAACUCGGCCCAUGCCAGAGCCAGAGUUUCCUACAGCCAGGCGCACGCCCGCCUCACCGGGAGCCAAAUGUGCCGGCCUCACUUGCUCCACAGCCCCGGCCUGCCCUGGCUGGACAGCAGCAAAGCGGCUCUGUCGGCGGCGCACCAUCACAACCCGUGGACGGUGAACCCUUUCACCAAGGGGCCCUUGCAUCCUUCGGCGGCCGGCGCGCCGCCCGGCGCCAUCUCGGUGUACCCCGGCGGCGGCAGCUCGGCGUCGAGCGCGGCCUCCGCCUCGUCGCUCACGCCGGCCUCGCACUCGGGCUCGCACCUCUUCGGCUUCCCGCCCACGCCGCCCAAGGAAGUCUCCCCGGACCCCAACGCCGGCAGCAGCGCCGCCUCGCCCGCCUCGGCCUCGGCCGGCCGGCAAGACGACAAGGAGCCGCUCAAGUACCAGGUGUCUCUGGCCGACGGCAUGAAGAUGGAGAGCGCCAGCCCGCUGCGCAGCAGCCUCGCCGCCUCCAUGGGCGCGCAGCCCUCCACGCACCACCCCAUCCCCACCUACCCUUCCUACGUGCCCGCCGCCCACGACUACGGCGGCAGCCUCUUCCACCCGGGGAGCUUCCUCGGGGGGCCCGCCUCCAGCUUCACCCCCAAGCAGAGAAGCAAAGCCCGGUCCUGCUCAGAAAGAAAUCCGGUUUCUUCGUGUUUCCAUUUAGAAGGCAGAGAGUGUGUCAACUGUGGAGCUACUGCCACCCCUCUCUGGAGAAGAGACGGUACUGGGCAUUACCUGUGUAACGCCUGUGGGCUCUACCACAAAAUGAACGGUCAAAACCGACCUCUCAUUAAACCUAAACGGAGACUGUCAGCAGCUAGGAGAGCAGGAACUUGUUGUGCCAACUGCCAAACAACCACCACCACCUUAUGGCGACGUAAUGCGAAUGGGGACCCAGUGUGCAAUGCCUGUGGAUUGUACUAUAAAUUGCACAAUGUGAACAGGCCUUUGACCAUGAAGAAGGAAGGAAUUCAGACCAGAAAUAGAAAAAUGUCUAACAAGUCGAAGAAGAGCAAGAAAGGCUCUGAAUGUUUUGAGGAACUUUCCAAGUGCAUGCAGGAGAAAUCUUCUCCGUUCAGUGCUGCUGCCCUUGCCAGUCACAUGACACCGAUGGGGCAUUUGCCACCUUUCAGCCACUCUGGACAUAUCCUGCCAACGCCUACCCCCAUUCACCCAUCUUCCAGCAUCUCAUUUGGACAUCCACAUCCAUCCAGCAUGGUCACAGCCAUGGGAUAGAAUCUGAAGAUCCUAACAGAGAACUUGAAAACACUGGGCUUUGCCUAUAAGAGACAGCGAGGGAAAAAAUCUGCCCAGAGGAGAGAAUGUAGGGAAGGAAGAGGAACGAAAGGGGAUCUCAUUCCAGUGUGGUUCAACUCCUAGCGCUAGACUAAAAGUUUGCAGUGAUGGGUCUUCUGCAGAAAUGCUUAAUGGUGCCUGUUAUGCACUUUGCCCCCUCAGGUAAAUGGAGAAAGAGGAACUCACCUGUUUGAAAUGAUACCUUCUGGUCCCAGCAGAAAGAAAAGGUGGCUGAAGCAGUCGAAGAAGCUGGAGCCAGCUUUCCUUUCUCUUUGUUAAUUACUGUGAAUAUUGUAAAGAGAUUAGCAGCCUCCCAAGGCAAGAGGAAGCUCAGUGGUAGCCGCCCAUGCUGGAUUUCUAUCACAGACUUUGUGUUCAGGGGAGGAAAAAUGGACAACUUUAUUAAAAAAAAAAUCUACUUUUUAAGAAAAGAAAUCAGAUACAGGAAAAAAAAAUCAUUAUUUAUUUUGCUCUUGUGUUCCAGAAAGAGCUUCAAAACUCUUGCAUGUUCUUGUGGAUCUUAUUUUAUUUUUUUAUUUUGUUUAAAGAAACAUCCACCCAGGUAAAGUUUUUUUUU